Messenger RNA from Lactuca virosa, 402 nucleotides. NCBI's taxonomy places the organism in Eukaryota, Viridiplantae, Streptophyta, Magnoliopsida, Asterales, Asteraceae. The record is from the annotation of a GenBank genome assembly.
AUGGCAACUGCUAGAGAAGAAGCAGAGGAGGUGAUGUUUGGAGCUUUUGACAAUCUUUUCAAAUCGACGAAAAUCAAUCCGAAAAACAUCGGGAUUUGGUGGUUAAUUGCAGUCUUUUUCAAUCCAACUCCGUCACUAAGCUCCAUGAUCGUUCACAGAUACAAGCUCCGAGGAAACAUUAAGACAUUUAAUCUGAGCGGGAUGGGUUGCAGUGCCGGUGUGAUCGCCGUUGAUUUAGCAAAGAUGCUACAAGUUCACCGAAAUACGUACGCGGUGGUCGUCAGUACAGAGAAUAUCACCCAAAACUGGUACUUCGGUAAUAAAAAGUCAAUGCUGAUCCCAAACUGUCUUUUCAGAGUCGGUUGCGCCGCCGUGCUUUUAUCAAACAAGUUCCGCCGAUAA